Molecule: messenger RNA, 273 nt
Organism: Serpula lacrymans var. lacrymans S7.9
Lineage: Eukaryota; Fungi; Basidiomycota; Agaricomycetes; Boletales; Serpulaceae
Exons: 1
Source: RefSeq, a predicted model, not a curated record
AGGCACUUCUGUGGGGCGGUACGCUACGCUUUGACCUUCUUUGCAUUGGUCGUCUUCGUUUUCUUAAUCGGCGGCGGCGGCAAAUCCUCCUCUGACGAAACAUCGUCGUCUUCGUCGUCGUCGUCAUCAUCAUCAUCGCCAUUCUUUACAGCUGCCUUAAUUUCGUCUUCAACUGACGACGACUCGCUUCCUGAUUCCUCAGAUGCAUCGCUCGAUGUCUCGAUAAUCGGAGCCGACUUGGGAGGAGAUUUGGCUUUCUUUUUCUGUUGCUGA